Molecule: messenger RNA, 1998 nt
Organism: Sesamum indicum (sesame)
Lineage: Eukaryota; Viridiplantae; Streptophyta; Magnoliopsida; Lamiales; Pedaliaceae
Product: putative WRKY transcription factor 4
Biological process (GO): regulation of DNA-templated transcription
Molecular function (GO): DNA-binding transcription factor activity; sequence-specific DNA binding
Source: RefSeq, a predicted model, not a curated record
AAACAGAAAAAGCUCCGACUUAAACAAAACAGCUUUUUCUCUGCAUCAGCAGUUAUUCUUUUUUGUUUUUGUUUCCAGAAGCUUAAUCCAUAUCGAAGUCAAAACUAGAAUCCAAUGGCUGACAAAGAGCAGCCACCGUCUUCGUCCAGGCAGCCGGCGCCGAGGAUCAUGCUGCCGUCGAGAGGUUCGGUUGAGAACAUGUUUAUGGGUGGGCCGGGAGUGAGCCCGGGCCCGAUGACUUUGGUUUCGAGUUUCUUGGCUGAAAAUGACCCUGAAAACGACUACCGCUCGUUUUCUCAGCUUCUCGCCGGCGCCAUGUCGGAGGCUCCCACCUCUGUGCCGAACGUUAGCAUUAGCUAUCAGCAGAAUAGGCCGGCGGGAUUAAUGUUGUCGCAGCAUCAAGGAAUGUUUACGAUUCCACCGGGGUUGAGUCCUGCUAGCUUCCUGGAUUCGCCGGGGUUUUUCCAGUCUUCGCAGGGUCCAUUGGGAAUACCACAUUUUUCAGCUCAGCUAACGGCUCAAGCUCAAUCCCAAAUGCAUAUCCACUCCGAAUAUCCAUCUUUAUCAGCACCUCCUGCUUCAUCUCUUGCUCAGCUGCAGCCUCGUCCUUCCAGUGCAUCUUUGAAACGGAAUAUGCCUCCUCCUAUGCCAGAGCAGAACAUCAUUAAGGAUUCAUCUGAGAUCUCCCACUCUGAUCAGAAAUUUCAACCUCCUAACCUAAAUGUUGAUAAACCUGCUGAUGACGGAUAUAAUUGGCGGAAGUAUGGGCAGAAGCAGGUGAAAGGCAGUGAAUACCCUCGAAGCUAUUAUAAAUGUACUAAUCAAAAUUGUCCCGUCAAGAAGAAAAUUGAACGGUCGCAUGAUGGUCAUAUAACUGAGAUCAUUUAUAAAGGCCAACACAGCCAUCCCCCACCCAAUAAGCGUGCAAAAGAUAAUCCAGAUGGUACAAUGAAUAAUCAGGGGAGCUAUGGGUUGGACUCUGAGGGCCAGACGGGAAAUCUCAACAAGUCCUAUGAUGGGAUGAAAGAUCAGGAAUCUAGCCAAGCUACACCUGAACAUAUAUCAGGGUCAAGUGACAGUGAAGAAGUGGUUGAUACUGAAACUAGAGUAAAUGGAAGAGAUGAGGAUGAAACUGACUCUAAAAGAAGGAAUAUUGAUAUCCAAUCUUCACCGCCAAACCAUCGAACUGUUACAGAGCCUAAAAUCAUUGUUCAGACGACAAGUGAAGUUGACCUUUUAGAUGAUGGUUAUAGGUGGCGAAAGUAUGGCCAGAAGGUUGUUAAAGGGAACCCUUAUCCAAGGAGCUACUACAAGUGCACAAACCCAGGGUGCAAUGUCCGAAAACAUGUGGAAAGGGCUGCCAGUGACCCAAAAGCUGUCAUAACAACAUACGAGGGAAAGCACAAUCAUGAUGUACCUGCUUCUAAGAUGAGGAUCCACAACACUGCCGAUGCUGCUUCACAAUUGAGACCACACAAUGCAGUAACUGAUGGACAAACAGCAAAUAGAAGAUUGGAAUUCGGGAACAAUGACCAGUAGCCUGUAUCACUUCUCCGUUUUAAGGAAGAACAGAUAACAUAGAUUUCUCUCAAAGUAAACAGGUAAACAAAAAGCUACCACGACGCAUGUAGGAGUACUUUUGGUGAUGAUCCACUCUGUUGUUUGCUUGAGCAAUGGUUUUGAUCUGGACAAUACUCACUUGACUAAAAUUAUACCAAAGAUAGGAACUAGAGUAUACAAAUUGCCGUUACAGUGAAAUACAAAGAGUAGGAGUGCUUGCAUAUUUCAUCAACAGGGAUAGUGUUUGUAAUGUUAUUUUUAUGUGUAUUCUUUCUGUAAAUUGUUUUCUUGGUAUUAUUGUAUUUUGGGAUACUUGUGUUUGAAAAAUAGAGAUGAAUCAAUCUUAUAAUUGAGGUCAAAGUGGUAAUUUUAGAUUUCGCAUUAUUUUCUUUAACUUUUCUCUUAAAGUUUGCUGUAAAUUAGACUCGUCGCGCUUUU